This is a messenger RNA of Durio zibethinus, 1878 nucleotides long. RefSeq names its product cyclin-A1-1-like. Lineage: Eukaryota; Viridiplantae; Streptophyta; Magnoliopsida; Malvales; Malvaceae. The record is from RefSeq and is a predicted model, not a curated record. Gene Ontology annotation, biological process: mitotic cell cycle phase transition. Gene Ontology annotation, molecular function: cyclin-dependent protein serine/threonine kinase regulator activity.
GCCUCAAAAGGAUCGUUAAGAAAAUAUAAAAAUAAUUAAUUACACGCAAGAAGAACCUCUCAAAUAAAAACCCCAACCAAAUUUCUCUGCAAUACUCUCUUUCGAAAAAGAAAGCUGACAAUGUCGACUCAAAAUGGCAAUCGGCGAUCGUCGUUUUCGUCAUCUACGACGUCGUAUUUGGCAAAACGGCAUGCGUCGUCGUCGGAGAAUGUGGGAAAAGCCACGGCUUCUUUGGCUAAAAAGAGAGUCCCUCUUAGUAACAUUACUAACCAAAAGAAUACCUCAAGAAGCUCGGUUUCGUCCUCUUCUUUGGUACCAUGUUCAAACAAAAUCCCCAAGCCAAGGAAGACACAGCCUACAAGUAAUGUAGGUUUCUCAGGACAUGUAAGAACCAGUUCAGUUUUGCCUCCCAAGGUUGUUACAUCUUUUCCAAGAGGAAAUGAAGUGGUGUUGCCUCCUCCUAGUAUCUCAACUGUCCCUCCUCCACCAUGUAGCAUGGAGUUUUCUCCUAGGAAAUCAGACGAAGUAUCUGUUUCUAUGGAUGAGACAAUGUCUACUUGUGAUUCUUUCAAAAGCCCUGAAGUCGAAUAUAUGGACAAUCAUGUUGUCACAGCGAUUGAUUCCAUUAAGCGAAAGACGUGCAGCAACCUCUACACAUCGGACCAUGUAGAAGCAACAGGAAAUAUCUGCAAUAGAGAUGCACUGGCAGAGAUGGAAAUGGACGAUAAAAUAGUUGAUGUUGAUGAAAAUUACAUGGAUCCACAGCUUUGUGCAACAUUUGCUUGUGAUAUUUACAAGCACCUACGUGCAUCAGAGGUGAAGAAAAGACCUUCCACUGACUUCAUGGAGAGAAUUCAGAAAGACAUAAAUUCCAACAUGCGUGCAAUACUUAUUGAUUGGCUUGUAGAAGUGGCUGAAGAGUAUAGGCUUGUACCCGAUACGUUAUAUUUGACAGUGAACUACAUAGAUCGGUAUCUUUCAGGGAAUAUGAUGAAUAGGCAACGGCUACAGUUACUUGGUGUUGCCUGCAUGAUGAUUGCUGCAAAAUAUGAGGAGAUUUGCGCACCUCAGGUGGAGGAGUUUUGCUACAUCACUGAUAAUACAUAUUUCAAGGAGGAGGUUCUAGAAAUGGAAUCUUCUGUUUUGAAUUACUUGAAGUUUGAAAUGACUGCCCCCACAGCUAAAUGUUUCUUAAGACGGUUCGUUCGUGCUGCUCAAGGGAUCAAUGAGGUUCCAUCAAUGCAAUUAGAGUGCAUGGCAAACUACAUAGCUGAACUAUCUCUGCUCGAGUAUUGUAUGCUUUGUUAUGCUCCAUCACUUAUUGCCGCUUCUGCAAUUUUCCUGGCCAAAUUUAUGCUUCUUCCUUCAAAGAGACCUUGGAAUUCUACCUUGCAGCAUUACACACUUUACAAGCCCUCUGAUCUAUGUGACUGUGUUGAGGAUCUUCAUAGACUAUGCUGUAACAACAACAAUUCUACUUUACCUGCAAUCAGAGAGAAAUACUAUCAGCAUAAGUACAAAUGUGUUGCAAAGAAGUACUGCCCUCCAUCAAUACCUUCAGAAUUCUUCCAGAACUAAACAUACUCGACAUCAGCGCAACUGUUCCAAUUCUUUGUUGGAUAAACUGUUCUACACCCGUCAUGUGCUGCUUUUUCCAGUUCUGAGAAGAGCAGUUCACCUCGUAUCACUUUUAUUUAGACUAGAUAAACAAAUUAGGAUCUUCCAUGUGUAAGACAGAACUUAACUUUAGUUUAGUGUAAUCAAUGUAGUGUUCAUUUUAUUAAUGGAUGCCACGUGGCAAAACUUAGCCAUGUUUCAUUGUCCAUGUGGCCAAAUUUUGCUACUUCUUGUAAUAUUUCUUUUUUAGUUUUGAAGAAU